UCAUGACCAGUGAGCACAAGCCUCCAAACAAAACACUGAGCGGCCUUUGAUCACCCACAAAGUUUACAGUAUGCAACCGGACACAACAUCUGAGUCGCCGGGAUCUGACGUCACAAGCACGGUCUUCAAGGAUACCGAGCUCACCUUGGGAUUACCAGGAGAGGCUCGUUUCUCCGGAGGAAAGACGUGCUCGAAACGUGGAUUCAUCGAGACGUCCAUGGAUCUUAACCUGGGGGACUCAUCAUCAUCAAGCCAUACGCGUGGUAAAAUUCUUGCUGGCCAAGAUUUCAGCUCGGAAAGUCUUGUCUCCGGCGCCGGGAAACCCUCAGCUGCUAAGAGACAAGAAGUGGUUGGGUGGCCACCGGUGAGAUCGUUGAGAAAGAGGGCGUUGGAGGGCUGCAAAUACGUGAAAGUGGCCGUAGAUGGAGCACCAUACUUGCGUAAAGUGGACCUGGAGAUUUACAAUAGCUACCAGGAGUUAUUGAGGGCCUUAGAGCAGUUGUUCAUGACUUGCUUCGCCAUCCACGGUAAUUAUGUGGGCGAGGGGGAGAGGAAGGUUAUGGAUCCAAUGAAGGAAAUGGAGUAUGUGCCUACUUAUGAAGACAAGGAUGGUGACUGGAUGCUAGUUGGCGACGUUCCUUGGAAAAUGUUCAUAGAAUCGUGCAAGCGUAUUCGCUUGAUGAAAAGCUCAGAGGCUGUUGGGACGCUUGCUCCUAGAACUCAUCCAAGAUCAUGCACGUAUAAUGAAGUAGCAGCUGAUCAACAAUUGAAGGCCAGGUAGAAACCAAGCGAUCGAUCGAGUCCUUGAAUGAUGGUAGAUUCUAAUUGUAUAGAUGAUCUAGAUCAUAAAAUCCAAUAUCCCCAUUUUCCUUUGUUAAUUGGGAGAUCAUCAUAAGUAGUGCUUUAAGAUGAGUAGAUUAAUAAGAGAGAAGAUUUGAUCUUGUACUAGUUUUUCCGUAAUUUGAUUUCGUGUAAUAUACCUUUGUCUGUCUUAUAUAAAAGAGCACGUACGUACGUGCAGGAUAUGGUACUA
This is a messenger RNA of Juglans regia (Persian walnut), 1033 nucleotides long. Its product is annotated as auxin-responsive protein IAA1-like. NCBI's taxonomy places the organism in Eukaryota, Viridiplantae, Streptophyta, Magnoliopsida, Fagales, Juglandaceae. Bases 71 to 781 code for a protein of 236 amino acids. The record is from RefSeq and is a predicted model, not a curated record. The transcript is spliced from 5 exons. Gene Ontology annotation, biological process: regulation of DNA-templated transcription. Gene Ontology annotation, cellular component: nucleus. Gene Ontology annotation, molecular function: protein binding.